Messenger RNA from Penicillium angulare, 1959 nucleotides. RefSeq names its product IlvD/Edd family dehydratase. The transcript is spliced from 3 exons. NCBI's taxonomy places the organism in Eukaryota, Fungi, Ascomycota, Eurotiomycetes, Eurotiales, Aspergillaceae. The record is from RefSeq and is a predicted model, not a curated record. Gene Ontology annotation, molecular function: hydro-lyase activity. The coding region runs from base 1 to 1959 and encodes 652 amino acids.
AUGUCGUGCUCAACCAAAAAAUCAUGCGAGGGUUGCUCCUGCAGUGGCAAGACAGAAGCCGCCCCGGUUCAGAUUGAGGACUGCGUGGAAGAACUCAAAGCCCUCCGCCGACGCAACCAAGAGCUCGAGACAAGACUCGGACUCGCAGCUGAGAAUGGGACAGCGACUAUCGUCCGUCAACCGGGCCGAACACUUCGCUCGUCGGCAUGGUUCGACUGUCGGACUGAUCCUGGUAUGACAGCAAUUUACAUGGAGCGGUACUUCAAUUAUGGUAUCACGCGAGAGGAGCUCAUGUCUGGUAAACCGAUGAUUGGUAUUGCGCAGACAGGUUCUGAUAUUGCACCUUGUAAUCGCCACCAUAUUGAGCUGUCAAAGCGAGUCCGAGAGGGUAUUCGGACGGCGGGUGGUAUUGCUUUUGAAUUCCCGACACAUCCUAUUCAGGAGACUUCACGACGACCUACUGCGACAUUAGACCGUAAUCUGGCAUACCUUAGUAUGGUUGAGGUGUUGACUGGUUAUUUCCUGGAUGGUGUUGUUCUCUUGACUGGGUGCGAUAAGACCACUCCGGCUUGCUUGAUGGCUGCUGCUACUGUGAAUAUUCCUGCAAUUUGUCUCAAUGUCGGGCCUAUGUUGAAUGGUUACGACAAAGGCGCUUUAACAGGUGCUGGCUCUGUGCUAUGGAAAGGCCGAGAGAUGUACGCCACAGGCGAAAUUGAUGAGUCCCAAUUCAUGGAUUACAUUUCUACAGGAACCCCUUCAGUUGGCCACUGCAACACAAUGGGAACAGCCUCAACUAUGAAUGCCCUUGCAGAGGCCCUCGGCAUGGCUCUGCCAGGAUCUGCCGCCAUCCCAGCUGCCUACAGACACAGAGGACAAUGCGCCUACGAAACAGGAAAACAGAUUGUCGAGAUGGUCGAAUCCGACCGCAAGCCCAGCGACCUGAUGACCCGCGAAGCAUUCGAAAAUGCCAUUGUCGCAAACGCUGCAUUCGGCGGUAGUACUAAUGCUCCUAUUCAUCUACUCGCAAUUGCGCAGCACAUGGGAGUCGAAUUAUCCAUGGAUGAUUGGGACAACCUUGGGUCUCACAUUCCUCUCCUCCUGAAUAUGAUGCCAUCAGGCGAGUACCUGGGUGAAGAGUAUUUCCGCGCUGGAGGUCUACCGGCAAUUAUGGCGGAACUUCUGGAUGCAGGAAAGAUAAAUGGCGAUGCCUUAACGUGUAAUGGAAAGACGAUGUCUCAGAAUGUUCGCGGGAAGCACUCGUGGGAUAGAAGGGUAAUCAAGCCUUAUGAUGAACCGCUCAUGAAAGAUGCGGGCUUCAUUCACUUGAAAGGUACUCUAUUUGAUUCGGCAAUUAUGAAGAUUUGUGCGAUUUCACCUGCAUUCCGAGAACGAUAUCUUUCCAAUCCCGAAGAUCCAAUGGCCUUUGAGGGGUCAGUCAUGGUUUUUGACGGACCUGAAGAUUACCACGAGCGACUGGAGCAUAUCCCAGAAAUUGACGAUAAAACGAUCUUGAUCAUGCGUGGUGUUGGUCCUUUGGGAUACCCAGGCGCGGCGGAGGUGGUCAACAUGCAUCCACCAGGCAGACUUCUCAAGCAAGGCGUCGAUGCAUUAUUCUGCAUUGGAGAUGGACGACAAUCAGGAACAUCUGGCAGUCCGUCUAUUUUGAAUGCUAGCCCCGAGGCUGCUGCCGGUGGAAACUUGGCUAUUCUGAAGAAUGGAGACAAGUUGCGUAUUGAUUUACCGAAGCGACGAGUGGAUAUCCUUAUCAGCGAUGAGGAGCUACAGGAGAGGAGGAAGGAAAUGCUUUCGAAGGAUUAUCCGCUUGUACCAAGUGGUACUCCCUGGCAGGAAAUUUUCCGCCAAGAAACAGAUCAACUCUCCAACGGUAUGGUGCUACGAAAAGCUGUGAAGUACCAGCGCCUGGCACAAACAAAUGGUGUCCCAAGACAUAACCAUUAA